Molecule: messenger RNA, 184 nt
Organism: Dentiscutata heterogama
Lineage: Eukaryota; Fungi; Glomeromycota; Glomeromycetes; Diversisporales; Gigasporaceae
Source: the annotation of a GenBank genome assembly
AAAUCUGAGAAAGGUUGUUACUAAAGGACAGCCAAAACUACCUAGUCACCAUAAUCAACAAAGUCAAUAUCCAACAAGUGAAUUAUCUGUCAAUAGCAAGAAAAAGCAUGGACAAAAUCAAUAUAGCUACUGUAAGAGGUUGGGUUAUAAUAUUGCAACAUGCUCUAAAAAAGCUAAAAAUUAG